Messenger RNA from Boeremia exigua, 2000 nucleotides. RefSeq names its product kinase-like domain-containing protein. NCBI's taxonomy places the organism in Eukaryota, Fungi, Ascomycota, Dothideomycetes, Pleosporales, Didymellaceae. Gene Ontology annotation, cellular component: nucleus. The transcript has 4 exons. Gene Ontology annotation, biological process: protein phosphorylation; mitotic DNA damage checkpoint signaling. Bases 176 to 1858 code for a protein of 560 amino acids. Gene Ontology annotation, molecular function: protein serine/threonine kinase activity; ATP binding. The record is from RefSeq and is a predicted model, not a curated record.
UGAUUGGUGUGAGAAGUGCAAUCAUGCAUGCACGCCUGACGGGGCUGAGGUGAACAACGACAGCAGCCUUCUCGGUCUCUACACCCCAACUCCUCUUUUUCUCUACCACCGACAAGGUUAUGGGAUUUUGAAUAUUUUCGCUUGCUUACUCUCUCUAGCACACCUGGUCUGGAAGAUGCCCCUGGAAGAUGCUCUUGUUGACAGUGACAUGCUGGCUCAUGCCGACCUUGACAAUGGCUAUGGUGGCCCGUCCGAGCUUGUGUUAUUUCCAUAUUUUCCAACCACUAACGACAUGUAUCAUGGCCAGGUGCCAGAUGUGUUAGCACCGUCAGACCCAUUUGCAACUGGAUUCGAUUGGUAUGAUCAUGCAGCAAGAGUAAUGGAACGCUCACAGUUCAAGUACAAGUGGGAGAAGACCCUGGAACGGGUCUUGACCAAACCGCGACUGACCGAGAGCGGUGUUGCUUUUAUUACAAAAUGCUUGGGCCACCUGGAGAAACCACCAUCCUGGUGUUCGAACCCGAAAUUAUUCUAUGUUAUGCAAAACAUAUCUCUUGAGCAUCGGCUCUCUGAGCUGUUGGAUAUUGGUGUGACUGAUUUGUGGUUGCCCGUCCCUAGACGCCUUCUCCGCAAAUGGUUGAGUGAUUACGAGACAGGAAAAUUCAUCACAUGUCAGGAGAGGGUUCUCGACGAAAAAAUUGCUGUCGAUCUGCAAGGAAAACACUUCACACUUGACAGUAUUGAUCAGCUUGAUCUUCCCAGCAUGCGGGUCCUUGGCGCUGGAGGCUUCGGCGAAGUUCACCAGGUCCAGAAUCAACAGAACGGCCAAGUGUAUGCUUGCAAGACCAUGACAAGGCCAGUCAGAUAUGACGCUCAUACUUCCUUGAUGCACAACUUCAAGCGAGAGGUCAUGGGCAUGCGUCGAGUUCGCCAUCACCACUGUGUCGAUCUAGUGGCUUCAUGUACCGACAUGGAUUCUGUGGCCAUACUGUCUUCCCCGGUCGCUGAUCUGGACCUAUCCGAAUUCCUGAACUUGGAUCUCAACGCAGUUCAGCUAGGUUUGCUGACGCAGGCAAUUGGAUGCAUUACAUCUGCGCUUGCGUAUUUGCACAGUCUCAAUAUCAGACACGACGACCUGAAGCCAAACAACAUCCUCAUACAUGGAGCCAAUAUCCUUUUGACCGACUUUGGAUUUUGCCUAGAUUCAUCGGAUAGUGGUAUUAGUACCACAGUAGGGCCGCCAUCGCACUCUACUAGAAGAUACUCCGCGCCGGAGGUCUUUGACCACGACCCGAGGAGUCGAUUGACAGACAUCUGGAGCCUGGGUUGUGUCCUCGCUGACAUCGUCUCUCGUCUAUUUGGCUACAAGCUCGAUGGGAUGAAGGCAUACUGGCUCUCGUGUGGGUCCAAAUUCGAUAGUUACGCUGAAAAUCGCGUUGCUACAACAGCCUGGUAUUCAGGGCUUCUGCAAAAUACAAUAGACCCCAGUUGGCGCUUGGUACUUUCUAUAAUCUGGACCGAACUUCUUGAAAGAGACCGAGUAAAGAGGCCGAGCGCAGAACAGGUACUAACUACUCUCCUUAUGAUGAGAUCACCAUCUCAAGAUGCGCUCUGGGUCGGUCCAUGUUGUCGAGCAUCCCGGACAGCUAAUCCCCAGGCACCUCCAUUGUUGAACACCUCGUUGGGGUCGUUGUUUCCGAUGUCCAGCCCGAUGGCAAGGGAUAAUCCGGUUGAUCACGCCGCUCGAAGCAACCAACAGCCAGAUACGCAUGACGAAUCUGCACUGGAAUACCGGCAACCGCAAGAUCGCGGGUUUCGAAUGUACCGACGUCCGCACUAUACGAGCAGGCGUCUUUAGAUCUCUCACCUUGAGACCGCCACCAGAAAAAUGUACAUCAUAAGAGACUCCGACGUAUUCGGCACCAGGAAUUCCUCGACCUAUCCCGCAACAUCGCUGACGACAGUGAUACGUAGUCGCGACGGAAACUGGUACUGUGCUG